This is a messenger RNA of Paralichthys olivaceus (Japanese flounder), 634 nucleotides long. NCBI's taxonomy places the organism in Eukaryota, Metazoa, Chordata, Actinopteri, Pleuronectiformes, Paralichthyidae. The record is from RefSeq and is a predicted model, not a curated record.
AUGGUUCAGUCCAAAGGGUUCAGAGGUCUCCGAUUGGCUGGUGCCACAACGGCAGCGCUGAGUUUUCCCGCCUCACAAAUCUUCACCAACUGUGACUACUUCCCUGCUGAAUUCUCAUUGGUUGCCACCAUCAAGAUCCCAAAACUGAGACAGAAGAGGAAGCAGUACCUCUUCUCUGUGGUGGACGAGAGCUCGGAUUUGCUGUUGCUGGGUUUAUGUGUCUCUGAGAACCGCCUCCACUUUGUGACUACAUCCUCUGCUGCUGGUGGGCGGGGCCGGCUGAGCUUUAAAGAUGUGGGGUUGGACGAUAACCGCUGGCACACCGUGGUGCUGGCCAUCACCGGACCGUACGCCACACUGACUGUGGACUGUGGACUUCCUCUGGAGCGUAAACAGGUCCAGUCAUUUCCUGGCGCUCUGAGCACCAGAGGGUCCAGGUUCUUUGUCGGCAGCAGGAGACGGUGGAGGGGACGUUUCUCUGGUCUACUGCGUCAGCUGGUCCUACUUCCUGGUUCUGAUGCCACGCCCAGACUGUGUCCGACCUCUGACCCCAGUCUGGCCGAGCUGUCCGUCCCUCAAGUCCUCAAGUCCACCCCUCUCCAGCCAGACCAUCAGGGACAAGUUUACCCAUACG